AACUGGGCAGACAGGCAGGCGAGCUGAGAGAGGAGAGCGACAACUAACCAUGGCCUGGAUUGUACAGUUAGCUGCCUUGGCGCUCACCCUCCGCUUUGCUACCGCCUUCUACAACUCCAAGCUGCACCCGCCUAACCAGGUUGUUCUCUUGGACUCCCGGUCUGUCCAGGGCGAGCUGGGCUGGGAAGCUUUCCCCUCCGAAGGCGGAUGGGAGGAAGUAAGUAUCAUGGAUGAGAAGAAUACUCCAAUUCGUACGUACCAGGUCUGUAAUGUGAUGGAAGCAAAUCAAAAUAACUGGCUGCGGACUGAUUGGGUCCCUCGUGAGGGAGCCCAGAGAGUUUACAUAGAGAUUAAGUUUACCCUUAGGGACUGCAACAGUCUGCCAGGUGUCAUGGGAACAUGCAAAGAGACAUUUAACCUAUUUUACUUUGAGUCAAAUAAUGAUAAUGAGUGGUAUAUCUCAGAAAACCGGUACAUAAAGAUUGACACCAUUGCAGCUGAUGAGAGUUUUACUCAAGUGGACAUUGGCGAUCGUGUGAUGAAACUGAAUACUGAAGUCCGGGAUGUAGGACCACUGACUAAGAAAGGCUUCUACUUGGCAUUUCAAGAUGUAGGUGCCUGCAUUGCUUUGGUAUCUGUCCGUGUUUUCUAUAAGAAAUGCCCACUGACAGUACACAACUUGGCACAGUUCCCUGACACCAUCACAGGCGCUGACACCUCAUCCCUUGUGGAAGUCCGUGGUUCCUGUGUGAACAAUUCUGAGGAGAAAGAUGAGCCAAAAAUGUAUUGUGGUGCAGAUGGAGAAUGGCUCGUGCCCAUUGGCAAUUGCUUGUGUAACACUGGAUAUGAAGAACAGAAUGGAGAGUGCCAAGCUUGUAAAAUUGGAUACUACAAGGCUUUGUCGACAGAUCCAAGCUGCUCGAAAUGUCCACCACAUAGCUCUUCUACUCAGGAAGCUUCCACAUACUGCACCUGUGAAAGGGGUUACUUCAGAGCUGAAAACGAUCCCUUGUCUAUGCCUUGUACAAGACCACCCUCUGCUCCACUGAAUCUGAUUUCCAACAUCAAUGAAACGUCUGUGAUCCUGGAGUGGAGUCCUCCCCAGAGCAAUGGAGGCAGGCACGACAUUACCUACAAUGUUAUCUGUAAGAAAUGCAGCAAUGACCUCAGCCGCUGUCAUCCUUGUGGGAAUGGGAUUCAUUUUGUCCCCCAGCAGACUGGCUUGAAGAAUACCAAGGUCUCCAUCACUGAUCUUCAGGCUCACACCAAUUACACCUUCGAAGUUUUUGCAGUCAAUGGAGUAACAAAUUCAAAUCCUAGCCAUGACCAAUCUGCCUUAGUCACUGUCACAACCAACCAGGCAGCUCCAUCUUCAGUCAGUCUAAUACAAGCAAAGGAAAUAACAAGACAUGGAGUUACAUUGGUUUGGCCAGAACCUGAGCGACCAAAUGGUGUAAUUCUGGAAUACGAGAUCAAGUACUAUGAAAAGGAUCAGAAUGAACGCAGUUACAGAAUUGUUAAAACUCUCUCAAGGAACACAGAAAUCAAGGGUUUGAACCCAUUAACAGCCUACAUGUUUCACGUUCGUGCACGAACUGCUGCUGGAUAUGGUGAUUUCAGUGCCCCAUUUCAGUUUAUAACAAACUCAGCUCCAUCAGCUAUCAUUGGUGAUGGUGCCAGCCCCACUGUUUUACUUGUGUCUGUGGCUGGCAGUGCAGUUCUACUGGUGAUAUUGAUCUCAGCCUUCGUUAUAAGCAGAAGGCGUAGAAAAUACAGCAAAGCCAAGCAGGAAGCAGAUGAAGAGAAGCAUUUGCAUAAUGGACAAGGAGUAAGGACAUAUGUUGACCCUUUCACUUAUGAGGAUCCUAAUCAAGCUGUUCGCGAAUUUGCCAAAGAAAUUGAUGCAUCUUGUAUAAAGAUUGAAAGGGUGAUAGGUGUAGGUGAAUUUGGUGAAGUAUGUAGUGGACGCUUGAAAAUGCCAGGCAAGAGAGAGAUCUGCGUUGCUAUUAAGACCUUGAAAGCUGGCUAUACUGAUAAACAGAGACGAGAUUUCCUGAGCGAAGCAAGCAUCAUGGGCCAGUUUGAUCACCCAAAUAUCAUCCACCUGGAGGGGGUAGUUACAAAAUGUAAACCAGUAAUGAUCAUAACUGAAUACAUGGAAAAUGGAUCUCUGGAUGCAUUCCUCAGGAAGAAUGAUGGCCAGUUUACAGUGAUUCAGCUGGUAGGAAUGCUGCGAGGAAUUGGUUCAGGAAUGAAGUAUCUCUCUGAUAUGAGCUACGUUCACCGAGAUUUGGCUGCACGAAACAUUCUAGUGAACAGUAAUUUAGUCUGCAAAGUUUCAGACUUCGGCAUGUCCCGCGUUCUUGAAGAUGACCCAGAGGCAGCUUACACAACACGGGGUGGUAAGAUCCCAAUCAGAUGGACAGCACCUGAAGCAAUUGCUUAUCGCAAGUUUACCUCAGCAAGCGAUGUCUGGAGUUAUGGGAUCGUCAUGUGGGAAGUGAUGUCAUAUGGAGAACGGCCAUACUGGGACAUGUCAAAUCAGGACGUGAUUAAAGCAAUUGAGGAAGGUUAUCGAUUACCUCCACCUAUGGACUGCCCGGUCUCCCUCCACCAGUUAAUGCUGGACUGCUGGCAGAAAGAACGCAAUGACAGACCCAAAUUUGUGCAAAUUGUAAAUAUACUGGACAAACUGAUUCGAAACCCAAGCAACUUGAAAAGAACAGCAGUGAGUGAAGUUACAAGGCCCUCUACUGCAUUAUUAGAGCCAGGCACACCUGAUUUCUCAGCUUUGGGAUCUGUUGGGGAUUGGCUUGAAGCUAUCAAGAUGGACAGAUACAAAGAUAACUUUACAGCAGCAGGAUACACCUCCCUAGAGGCAGUGGUACACAUGAACCAAGAUGACCUGGCUCGAAUUGGAAUCACAACAGUAGCACAUAAGAGCAAGAUCCUGAGCAGUGUCCAGGGAAUGAGGGCCCAGAUGCAACAAAUGCAGGGAAGAAUGGUUCCCGUCUGAGCCAGUGCAAAAACUCAAUGAAAUUAUUUUUACCUCAUCCAUGCACUUUAACAGAAAUAAACUGCACUUUUUACUUCAUUGUUGUCCUUUGAUAGAAGGAUAUUUUGUCAGCAGUUUGCCUGAUUUGAGGACAGUGCUGAACUUUAUGACCACUGUAUGGCAAAUACAGAGAUCUUUGUCUAAGUAAGAGGAACCUGGAUUACAUAUGUAUCUGUUUUCAAAUUCCUGCAUUUCUUGGAUGAACUCAUGAAGGAGCAGUCUAAUAAUUUCAUAAUUACCGUCAGAUUUCUAGUUUGCUUUCAUAAUCACUGGAUUGAAGGUUACCUUUUAUUUGGUGGGCUUCCUAAUGAGUGACUUAUGUAAAAUGAUUUGAAGCUCUCCAAGGUAUUCUCAUAGACGCGGUUUUGAUUUAAAUAAUGAAAGAUGAAGUUCUUCUAAUGGCUACACCCUAUGAAGGUUUCUGUAAACUGCCACUAUGUUCUUCCAGUUAUUCGCUGAAAUGAGCAAGCAGCCUUGUGGAUUACCAUUUAAGACUGUAAUGACUUUAAUGUAACUUAUAGUAGUUCCCUGUACAAACAUCACGGAGGUUCCUUCCGCCAGGAAAUGUCUAGGUAGAUUUAUGGAACGGAAGAUUCUCAAACUUUGGCGAAGGAACUACCAACUUUUCAGUCCCUUUGGACGCUGAAGGGAAAUUGCUGCAAACAACUACAAAAGACGACAAGAGGUUCCCAGCAGCCUUGGUAUAGCACCGCCAAAUGGCAUUAAAUAUUGGCAACCUAGUUAACCAAGAGGGAGUGGCAUGAGAUGUCGUAAAAUGUCCAUUGAGCUGCGUACAAACAGCAACAGGAAAUUGUGGCAGGAAGAAAGAUUUAAGUCUAUUGAAGCAUUUUCCUGGAACCAGUUCUGCCAGAUUCGUGUUCAAGGAACUGACUGAACUGCCUAAUCAACCUCAGCAUGCAGCCUCUGGGAACUCAGAACAACAAUGAACAUGAAAAAUCCCACAGGAUCAAAUCCCACUAAAAUCAGAUCCAAGGAAGGAACCUCAGUUCUAAAAACACAGGCUUUGGACAAGCCCAAAUUCAAAGCAAAAAAAAACUCCUGCUUUAAGUAUAUAAAGUUCAGCAUCUGUUCUGGAAAAUCUCUAGAGGAAUGUACUGUGUAAGAUAACUAACCUUUGUGGACUUCUGCAUGUCACUGCUGCGCCUAGUGUGACGACCUGUUCAAAAUACUAUUCGGUAUUAAUAAUGUAUGGAAUCUGUUAUAUAGAAACGGAUCCCUGGACCUGUCACUGAGCUGUGUGUGUGUGUGUGUGUGUGUGUAUUUUAUUGAAGUAGCAUUUCCAAAUGUGCCAUUGGAACUAACCGUUGUUUUCUACGCAUUUGAUAAUGUCAGGAAAUUCUCAGUCACGUUCAACAGUCUUGGUCAUUUUCUUUUCAGACCAUUUUUCCUAGAUACUUAAGAUGCACAGUUUUGUUAUAAAAUGUGACAGUAAGUCAUCAAUCUUUCAAAGUUUUCAUGACCUGUAACUGAUAUUUUCAUUUGCAUUUCACAUCCUUCUGUCCUGAGCAAUGUUCUUCUUAAAUGCUAAUUUUAAACAAAUGACAUAGAUCUAUUUUUUGUAUUCCUGCUUGGACCUGAUUGGGUAUAUGCAAGACUGUGGUCUUCUGAAUAAAAGUGUACAGCGUAUUUUAAUUUAGUUCAAACUGGAAUUCUUCUAACAGUCCAAUUUCCUUUUUUUCCUUUGUAUCCUUUUUAUCAAUGAUUUAGGCAUAGAUUAUUUUUUUUAUUUGAAUUUUAGGUACAUGUAACUUAUGUCAUUUAUUUAUGGUCUUGAGAAUCUUUUUGUACCUAGUUUGUACAUUGCAAGAUAAAUAGUUACAAAAUGUGCACAGAAAGUGCAUUCCAAAUAAAGUAGUUACAGCACAA
This is a messenger RNA of Rhincodon typus (whale shark), 4942 nucleotides long. It is a transcript of the gene epha4a, whose product is annotated as eph receptor A4a. Gene Ontology annotation, molecular function: protein binding; ATP binding; transmembrane-ephrin receptor activity. The record is from RefSeq and is a predicted model, not a curated record. Gene Ontology annotation, biological process: axon guidance; cell surface receptor protein tyrosine kinase signaling pathway; protein phosphorylation. NCBI's taxonomy places the organism in Eukaryota, Metazoa, Chordata, Chondrichthyes, Orectolobiformes, Rhincodontidae. The coding region runs from base 50 to 3016 and encodes 988 amino acids. The transcript has 19 exons. Gene Ontology annotation, cellular component: plasma membrane; neuron projection.